This is a messenger RNA of Rhinichthys klamathensis goyatoka, 2961 nucleotides long. RefSeq names its product polycystic kidney disease 2-like 1 (gene pkd2l1). The transcript has 15 exons. Gene Ontology annotation, molecular function: sodium channel activity; calcium channel activity; calcium ion binding. Gene Ontology annotation, biological process: detection of mechanical stimulus; potassium ion transmembrane transport. The record is from RefSeq and is a predicted model, not a curated record. Bases 47 to 2506 code for a protein of 819 amino acids. Gene Ontology annotation, cellular component: membrane. NCBI's taxonomy places the organism in Eukaryota, Metazoa, Chordata, Actinopteri, Cypriniformes, Leuciscidae.
AGCAUUUCAUGAUACAUCCAUCUACCUAACCUCUCCAUUUACCACAAUGCAACACUUCAAUAACCAGGCGGAAAAUCAGCUGGGCAACACAGUAUCGUGCGAGCUGGAUGACUUUGAGAAAGGAGCCUGGGUGAAUCAGGCCUACAGUGGCUCUCCUGCACCCAUCAGACGCCCCAUCAGCACCAUCUACAACCCUCAGCCCAUGUUUCACAGUUCUUUGGAGAACAUGAACCAACUGAAUCUGCCUAACCCCUAUUUAGCCGAGGAUAAGGUGCGAACCCACCCCACUGAGGAGAAGAAGUCUGGAUGCUGCUCCUUUUUCUUAAAAGCCAUCAAAGGACUGUGGGGAACAGCUCUAAGAAAAGACACAAAGGAGAAUCCUGAGCUCAAUGUCAAAGCAAAUCUCAAAGAACUGGUCAUCUACAUUGUUUUCCUAGUGGAUUUGUGUCUGUUGACCUAUGGCAUGACCAGCAGCGCCACCUACUACUAUACAAAAGCUAUGACUGAUCUAUUUGUGAAUAUACCGAGUGGCAAUGGAUUCAGCUUUUACUACAUCAGCAACGUGAAUGAUGUCUGGACAUACAUGGAGGGCCCAUUACUUGACAGCCUGUACUGGACUAAGUGGUAUAAUGAUGAGCCUCUUCAGAAUGAAAAUCAAUCCUUCAUUUACUACGAGAACUUGUUGUUAGGAGUCCCCCGCAUUCGACAGCUCAAAGUGAAGAGCAACUCCUGCAAGGUGCACAAAGACUUCCAGCAGGAGAUCUCCGAGUGUUUUGAUGUGUACAGCGACAAGAAGGAGGAUGACAGCAGGUUUGGAAUGAUCAACGGAACAGCCUGGCAGUACCACUCAGAAACGGAGAUGAAAGGGUCAAAUCACUGGGGGAUACUGACCACAUACAGCGGAGCGGGAUAUUACCAAGACCUGGCAAAGACCAAAGAAGAGAGUGCAGCUAUCCUGAAUGACCUCAAAGACAACCUGUGGCUUGAUCGUGGAACUCGAGUUCUUUUCAUUGACUUCUCCGCAUACAAUGCCAACAUCAAUCUCUUCUGUGUUAUAAGAUUGGUGGUUGAAUUUCCAGCUACCGGUGGAGCAAUUCCAUCCUACCAGAUCCGUACUGUAAAGCUGAUUCGUUACGUCACCACCUGGGAUUACUUCAUCAUCGGCUGCGAGAUAGUGUUCUGUGUCUUCAUACUCUAUUACAUUGUGGAGGAGAUUCUGGAAUUCCGAAUCCACAAACUGUCCCAUUUCAACAGCAUCUGGAACAUUCUUGAUUUAGUGGUGAUACUGCUUGCUGUUGUGGCAAUAGUCUUCAGUGCAUUUCGGACCAUCAAAGUGGACAAACUACUUGGAAACCUUCUAGAACAACCUGGCAUCUACGCUGAUUUUGAAUUUCUUGCAUUUUGGCAAACCCAGUACAACAAUAUGAAUGCAGUAAAUUUGUUUUUUGCUUGGAUUAAGAUCUUCAAGUACAUCAGUUUCAAUAAGACGAUGACCCAGCUUACGUCCACUUUGGCUCGAUGUGCAUUAGACAUCUUUGGAUUCGCCAUUAUGUUCUUCAUUGUGUUCUUUGCAUAUGCUCAGCUGGGUUACCUGCUCUUUGGAAUGGAAGUAGAAACAUUCAGCACAUUUAACAAGUGCAUUUUCACACAGUUUCGAAUCAUCCUUGGAGAUUUCGAUUAUGAUGCCAUUGACAGGGCAAACAGAGUACUUGGACCAAUAUACUUCUUCUCCUAUGUGUUCUUUGUCUUCUUUGUGUUACUGAACAUGUUUCUGGCCAUCAUCAAUGACACAUACUCUGAGGUGAAGUCAGAACUGGCUUCUCAGAAAGACGAGUUCCAGAUUUCAGAUCUCAUCAAACAGAGUUAUGCAAAGACCUUUAUGAAACUGAAACUUAAAAAGGAAAAGAUCUCUGAUGUUCAGAAAACCCUGGAUUCAGGCUCAAGUGAUCUGGAGUUUAAAGAUUUCAGGGAUGCUUUGAAAGAAAUGGGUCACGCUGACCAUGAGAUCUCAGCCGCUUUCUCCAAAUUUGACCAAGAUGGGAACCAGACUUUGGACAAGCAGGAGCAGGAGAUAAUGAAACAAGAGUUGGAGGAAAAAAGGGAAGCACUCAAUGAAGAGCUUCGUAAUCUUGAAAACAAUGUUGAACCUGCAGAGGACCACAGAAAGAAGACAGUUCCUCUAGAGGACUUUCAGAGGCUUAUUCACAAAGUUGCUCAGCUUGAAAAAUCUGUGACCACUAUAAUGUCCAAACUGGAUGUUGUUAUGGAGAAAAUUAGACUUCAGACAUUCAACACAGAAAACAGAGACAUGGAUAAGCAGACGACCAGAGAAGAUGAAUCAAGACCGGGUUCAGGAGGGAAUAUUCAGGUAAACCUGGAAAGAGUCUUGGCUCAGGGAGCACCAUCCUGGUCAUUAGCUGGUCCCAUGGGGAAUAUGAGGAAUCGUUUGCACCCAGAUGUAGGAUGGCCAGUCGUCACCGAGAACAGUAGUUCUGCACGCCACUGAUUCAUCAAAACCUGACUUUAAAACUGACUAACAAAUAGGCUUAAUCUAAGCCUGAUCUGUGGAUAUAGACUCAGAUAUGACAGUAAAGAGGAAGGUAUUACUGUAGAAUAGAUGUAGUACUCUGUUACCAGCGGCACAUGAAUCUGCUUGUCUCUUCUCCAUACUGACUGUUUAACAUGCAGUCACUGUGGCUCUUAUAAGAGGGAAUAAAUAGCAAUAUGAUUGAUGGUCUUAUUAUAUUUCACUUUAAGGCUUGAUUAAUGUUUCAGCACAGUGUAAUUAAUAUAUUGUGGUGUUAAAUACAUUCCCUAUAGUUUCUGGGAAUUUUUCCAACUAUAUUAGGCCACAAACUAUUCUUCUGACCUUCCUCCCUGUUUAUGACUAUUUUCAUGAUUACUAUUGGUUCUUGUGAAACAACUUCUGUACAAUUAAGAUACAAGCAGAAAUUAAUAUUU